AUGAUAACAACCCGGAUGAAGGAUGGUGAACCCAUCACGGGCCACAUGCAGAAAAUGCAAAGGAGGAAGUUACACUCAGCAAACUUCAAGGACUCUGAAGACCCGAAAAGUGGUCUUAAGGUAAGUCGGUUUACCACUCCGACUCCUACCGCGGCCCUGUCUUGGCAAUCGGUAAAGGAAAGGAAAGAAGAGGAAGAGCCCUUCGAAGGGUACCAAGGGAAAUCCCUUGAUGGCUCCUCUUCAAGUGGAACCAAGAAAGGUUUCGUCACUCCUUCUGCUAACCCUAAAGAGGCUGAAUGCUAUGCCAUUGAAAAAGUCGCACUGGAAGCGAAACUGCCCAAAGUACCAGCAAGAUGUGAAGGAUGGGAAAGUAAAACCCAACCAUGCAGUGGUGGUAUUAAUGCUUUCUUUAAUAAUGUUUCUUUUUUUAAAGCAUUACCUUGUGAUGGUGUAUAUGAAACUGUGUCAGUUGUUGAUAACCUAGGAAAUAAUGUAUUGUGUAUCGAUUUUUCCACUAGUUUGGAUAAAACAUCAUUAUGGAUUUGUCGUCUUGGACAUGUAAUCAAGAAACGUAUAGGCCAACUCCAAAAGGAUGGAGUCUUGGAGUCGUUUGACCUAAAGUCAGAUGAUAGUUGUGAAUCUUGUUUGCUUGGGAAAAUGACAAAGUCACCCUUCACUGGCACUUGUGCUAGGGGUGAGGGUUUAUUGGACCUCAUACAUACUGAUGUGUGUGGACCCUUCAGAACUGCCACAAGAGAUGCUAACCGCUUCUAUGUGACUUUUACUGAUGAUUUAGUAGAUAUGGAUAUGUCUACUUAA
Molecule: messenger RNA, 819 nt
Organism: Lactuca virosa
Lineage: Eukaryota; Viridiplantae; Streptophyta; Magnoliopsida; Asterales; Asteraceae
Source: the annotation of a GenBank genome assembly